CUGACUGUUGUGUUGUCUCUUUCAGGCACUUCUAGGAUUUGACAGAGCCUGCACAGCACUUUGUCAGCAGGAGUGAACACCUGCAGGACUUUUCAGAAACGACGCCCAUUUAUGUGAUUGAAGCAUGACAGAGGUGAUGAACACACGGGAACCGGUGAUGGAGGAAUUUGCUCUCAGUCAGUCUCCUGAGGAGGAAGGGGGCCCUUCCAGCCAGGCUUUCCCAGACUCACGUGAGAAGUACCCCAAGCUGUCCAAGAGACUGCCAUCGAUUGUGGUGGAGCCAACUGAGUCCGGUGAGGUGGAGAGCGGGGAGCUGCGCUGGCCUCCCGAGGACCUGAAAUCAGCAGAAGACAAGGGUCUUCACGGUGACCAAAGAGUCUGUGUCCAGCAGCAGCAGCAGCAGAUGGAUCUGGAAGAUACUUUAGCGCAUCCAGCUCCAGAAGUGGAAGACAGCACAGAUACUCUUGAAAGCAGAACUGAAAAGGAUGAGUAGAAUUCCAUGGCCUCAGAAGUGAAACUUCAUUGUGAAUGUUGUUGACAAGCUAACACACUCUGAAGAUAUGUCAAACUAAUCUGUAUUUAAAUUUGCAAGGGUUUUAUUUAGUUAGUACCUGGUAGGAAGUGUAUGGGCUUUAGAACUGUUCUUUUCAACAUUUUGACUUUCAGGCUGAGAUUCAUAUUAUUUGUUUAGUUUGUCCAUAGGAAACAAAGGGACGUGUUAGGAAAUGCACCAUAGACCUGAGAUUAAAAGGAAAAAUGUUCCUAGUUUCAAUUAGCACAUUUCAUUGGAUUUACCUUUUUUAAGCAAGGCUGCUUUCAGGUAUCAACAGCAGGACCGAGGGGUUACAUUUCUCUAGAAGGGGUGUCUUAAUACUAAAACCUGUAUUGUUUUUAGCCAUUUAAAACUAGCACUGUGAUAUUAAGGACAAUAGUUGUAAUAUAAUGUCACCAUUUGAUUUUGUAAUUUUUGUAUAGAGACGCGAGUGUAAGAUCAGCCUCCAUCGCUACACAGGAUCUCCAGGCUGCCGCCUGGGCACAGAUCAGGGCAGAUCUCUCCCUUUGGCCAACCUGUGCAAAUUGAGGUGAACCAGCCUUGUGCUUACUGUCUUUUCAGUAAGGCUCAGAAGUUUCAGAAACACUUCCUUGCUGUACAUUGAUGAACUGGAAUAGCUAGUCACUGGUGUUCGUGGAGUGAGGCUGUUAUGUUUGUAGAUUUGGUUGGGUGGGUUGUGCUGUUUGUGUGCUCUUUGGGAACCAGGUCCAGCUGUGCUCUCCAUCGAAGGCAGUGAAUGGCUCCUGCUUUUGUUUAGGCUGGAUUUCACCUUGUUCAUAGAAGAUGUCGUAACUAUUCCUUUGGUAUGUUUUGUGUAUAAAAUAGAUGCAGAGGCUCAGCUCUUCCUUCCUUAACCCAAGCCACGCUGUGGUUGGGUGGGUGAAGGGAGCUCCAUGGCAUACCCCAACCUCCCCUUUCUUUUGUGGAGCCUUUUCACCUGGUGCCAGGUUCUCUCCAAGCCACAAGUGAAAGUGGAAGAGGGCCAGGCUGGUGAGACGCACAGCAGCCUCCAUCCUGCCCCUGAGGAGCCCUCACCCGACCUAGCCCCUCGGCUCUGGUCGCACAGCCAUCUCCAAGACCACAGCCCACAGUGGGAUGAGUUCUGCACAUAGUGGGCUUCGCCGGAUGCUCUUUGUCUCCCUGUCUGGAGAUGGAUCUGAGGGGCAUUUUCACAGAGGUGAGCUUGCUCCUGCACAGGGACCUUCCAGAGACUCCCUCCUGCUGGGCACCAUCCCAGGAGAAGUAACGAUUUUGGCCCAAAACAUUACCCCUUGGACAGUGUCGAUGGAGAUAAUGUAUAUUCUUAAAGGGUGCGACUGCUUCAGUGACAAGAGUCUUGAGAGCUAUGAAGCUGGAUGCCUCCGUCUCGGCAGGGCUGGACAGGGUCUGUACUUCCAAUUAAUGUUGCAGCCGGAAGAAGCUGCUUGCUGUGGGUGGAGUGAAAUAACAGGAUUUCUUCCAGCGUUAACUCCUGAGUUGACUUUCAAGUGCAUUUUUCUCUCCAGUAAUAAUUUUCUCUAAAGGAAACUUUCAAUUGUGUGAUGAUGGAUAAAAUUUACUGGCCAGAUGUAUUACUAAGAUACGUUUAUACCUUCUUAGCAACCAAAUUUAAUAUAUUUACUUACAAAGAAUUCUGUGCAAUGAAUGUUUAAUACAAAGGAAAGAGACUAUUUUACUUCAAAGCAACAUUAAUUUAUGUACAAAAUUAUAGCUCGUUAUUUGGGGUGUUUGGGAUCUAGAACCCUUUUUAUAAGCAGUGUAGUGUAGUAUAAUGUGAUAAUGAAGUUUAACUUUGCUCUCUUGACCUGUAUAACAACUUGUUCUGCCUUUCUGGUGUGGACAUCCUUCCCCAACCUGUCCCAAAAUUAUUCAUGGUGGUGGGUGCGCCAGACCUCAGCAGAGGUGCAGAAGAUUUUGGGAUCACCUCCUAUGUCUGGCUGCUGUGCCUGGGCACAGGGUGCCCUUUAAAUACUGCCCUAGCACUGGCUGGAGUUUGCUGGAGCUCUAGGGAAAAGCAGUGAUGAUGACGACGUAUUUUUGGCUGCGUGAUUUCCUUGACCCCGCGUCUGCCCAGCUCCGUGGGGAAUGAUGACAGACGUGUCAUUUGAUUUGCUUUUCACUUUGUGAAAGGAAAACCAUUUAUUUGGAACACUUCCCCUCAUUUUAUGUGCACUCUAUCUGCUUUCAGAUGCUCCCUCCCUUCCUGUUCUGGAUGGCCCUUAUCCCAUUUCCACCUGAGGUCAAUGGCACUUCCCUAAAUAAGUUUUCCAAAGAAACAACAAAAUGCAACAUCCACCCUGAUGAAAAGCCACACGAUGCUACUUUUUUUGCUCAUCACACACAGCACUGCAGCCCAUGCAGAAAUGCCAGAUUUCCUUCUUCCAUCCCCAUCACUCCCCUCUUUCCUGUUUCCUCUUUCUGCUGCUCCCUCUGAGUGUUUCAACUGAAGCAAAUGGAUGCUUCAGACCUAAGCUUUCCUCUGAAGCUCUGUGGCCCCAGUUUAACCAUCACACAGAGCCAAACUCCUCCUCCUGCUUUUAUUUUUCUGAGCAUGGGCCAGAGGCCCUUAAGUAGGUGAUCAGAUAGAGAGAAACUUGUUUUAUAUGAACAAGCCCUAUUUAUUCAACUUGCAGGCCUAUGAUUGUCCACUUAUUUUGUCUGUGUGCAAGUGUUGUCUCUAUGAUAAACUCAGUUGUUGUUUUGUAUUUUUUUCUGGAUGAAAAGCUUUGUAGAAACUAAAAAGGAAAAAAAAAAAAGACAUUGUCAUAUUUUUCUAGUCCAGCUUGUAGAAUAUUUCAUGUAGUGCAGAAAGGAAGUUUUAUGGAGUAAGACAUUGUUGGAUUUUGCUGUUUCUGUUCUUUCUAAUUUUGUAAAAUGCCACCUGUACAUAAUACUCAACUAAUGUAUGUUCUGUAGAUGUACUACACCAUUUAGCCUAUUAAAUGCCUAUAACAGACUGA
Messenger RNA from Meleagris gallopavo (turkey), 3513 nucleotides. The record is from RefSeq and is a predicted model, not a curated record. NCBI's taxonomy places the organism in Eukaryota, Metazoa, Chordata, Aves, Galliformes, Phasianidae.